UCCUGGCUGAUAACAUUGUUGUUAAUUUAUCUUGUUUGUUUAAUUCAAUUGGAUUAGAUAAAUAAAACAUCAGUGAUAGCCGUAAGAAGGAUUAUGGAAUCUAAUAACACUUACUUGCUUUUUUGUGCAAGUGCAUUCAUUUGGUCUAUGGUUUGAACUUUUUUUUUGAUAAACUUAUUUUUAAGUUCAAUAUUUGUAAAGAUAAUUCAGUGAGAUGGCUGUUACUAGUUUAGAAGAAGAUAUUGCUUGUCUUAAGGGUUAUAUUAAAUCAUAUCCAGAUUUUCCUAUUCCUGGAAUUGUAUAUAAAGAUAUAUUUUCGGUAUUAAAUAAUUGUGAUGGGUUUCAACUAUUAAAUAAAAUUUUAAAGAAAUAUGCACUUGAUUUAAAAGGAACUAUAGACUGUGUUGCCAUGUUGGAAGCUCGUGGCUUUCUAUUAGGUACUUUAAUGGCCUUAUAUCUUAAUGUUCCUUGUGUUCCAGUUAGAAAGAAAGGAAAGCUACCUGGUCGAGUAGCACAAUUAGAAUACAUUUUAGAAUAUGGAAAGGAUGUGCUAGAAGUACAAUUAGAUGCGAUAAAAGAAGGUCAAAGAACUUUAAUUAUUGAUGAUUUAUUGGCUACUGGUGGAACUCUUCGAGCAUCUAUCGAACUACUGAAAAAAACUGGAGCUAAAGUAGUUCAAGCUCUUGUUAUUAUGGAGUUAUGUGAUUUAGAAGGCCGUAAAAAAUUAGACAUUCCAGUGAAGUCAUUCGUUCAAUUUUAAAUUGUGAUUAAUUUCAAACAUUUUUUUAAAUUAUAUAUUAUUAUGUUUUUAUUUAAAGUAUUAUAUGUAUUAUAUAAAAUUACUUUUAUUUAUACCAUCUAAUAAAAUAGAAUCAUUAGUUACUUAUAAUUUAUCUAAUGAUCAAUAGUUUGUAUUUGA
This is a messenger RNA of Daktulosphaira vitifoliae (grape phylloxera), 919 nucleotides long. Its product is annotated as adenine phosphoribosyltransferase-like. Gene Ontology annotation, molecular function: AMP binding; adenine binding; adenine phosphoribosyltransferase activity. Gene Ontology annotation, biological process: AMP salvage; adenine salvage. The transcript has 5 exons. Gene Ontology annotation, cellular component: cytoplasm. Bases 215 to 760 code for a protein of 181 amino acids. The record is from RefSeq and is a predicted model, not a curated record. Lineage: Eukaryota; Metazoa; Arthropoda; Insecta; Hemiptera; Phylloxeridae.